This is a messenger RNA of Gregarina niphandrodes, 2781 nucleotides long. Its product is annotated as RNA recognition motif protein. The transcript has 2 exons. Gene Ontology annotation, cellular component: nucleus. Gene Ontology annotation, molecular function: RNA binding. The coding region runs from base 1 to 2781 and encodes 926 amino acids. The record is from RefSeq and is a predicted model, not a curated record. NCBI's taxonomy places the organism in Eukaryota, Apicomplexa, Conoidasida, Eugregarinorida, Gregarinidae. Gene Ontology annotation, biological process: RNA processing.
AUGAGAGAGAGGGAGAGUGUUCAGCACACUAUCAGUAAACUUAAACUUAUACUCGAGGACCCAGCGGAACUAUCGGAGCGUAAAUCGGAAGCUUGGAUUGAGUUGACCAACUUGAGGUUAACUCAGCCCGACGCUUUCAAGGACCUGACAACAAAUCUCUAUAUCACCAAUCUAGCACCUUCCGUUACAGAGGACGUGUUGCGCACCGUAUUCAGCAAACACGGCAGGGUAACAAGUGUUAAGAUCAUGACCUAUCCGACGCACAGGACAGGUUUUGUAGCAUAUAUGACAACAACUGAGGCGGAAAGGGCGAAAAAUUAUUUGAACGGCUUCGUCAUUGAUGGAUCCGCUCUCUCCAUUGUUUGGGCUCGUCACGCUCCUGCGAUUCCGGCGCCCAAUUUCGUACCCCCUCCGUCCAUUCUGAAUGGCCUAACGCCUGGUGGUACAGCCGGCCCCACUGUUGCAAAUUUAGACUCGUUUGGAAUGCACACUAUGACGGAAACGCCGACAGGCCCGGCUGCCGCUUGUGUGACUCCACCCUGUUUAAUUAUUCCGGCUCCACCAUGCGCCGGUACUACAAGCCUCGGCGCCGACGUUGUCAUUGUGCGGCCUCCUUCAGAUCCCACGGUUGCCAGCUUAAUCGAUAGAUUUGCAAAAGUUGUAGCGCAGCAUGGAUCAGCCGUGGAGCAGGCAGCGCUUGUCAAGGAGCAAGCAACACUUGUCAAGGAGCAAGCAACACUUGUCAAGGAGCAAGCAACACUUGUCAAGGAACAAGCAGUGCUUACUACGCCGCAUUCGAAAGAAGAGACAUUAGUAGAGAGCAAUGAGAGUUAUCCGUGGAUACACCCAGAGGAUAUCAAUCACUACUACUAUCUUUGUCGAGUUGUUUGUGAAUGCUACUGGCAGCGGAAUUUGCCGCCGCCUGGCUACAUUAAGUUAGGUAAGGUGUUGUUUCGUUACGAGCACCCUAGUCAGCCCCUGGUGAGUAUGGGUUACGAUGCGAAACUUCGUCAAGAAUAUAACCGAUUGGAUGACGAAGCUGUCCUGACGAAGACUCUAGAUUGCGUCGGGGACCCGUUUGCGGAUGGCGUCGGUGCAUUGGUUGCGAAGUUCAGUUGGGUUCUGAAGAACAUUGAUCGAACAAACGAUUCGGUUAAGUUGCUGACAGCAAUUGCGAUUCGCCUGAAUGCCCCCUUUGUAGUGCACGCAAUCGUGCAUUGGGUCUUGCAAUCGGAAGUUGACCAGAAGGUUGCUUGCAUAUACGUGUUGAAUGAUCUGUUGUGCAAUGUUGCUAGCGACACUAGUCGUCAGUGGAACUUUAAGGUAACCAUUUUGCAAAGACUCCCUGAGGUCUUUGCGCAUCUGGGCUCUUAUAGUGACGAGACGGUGGGCACUAAGAUUUCUACUGUUUUGUCUGUAUGGCGGGCUUGCUCGCUCUUAAACAAGACCUACUUGGAUGGUUUAGAGUCCCUCUUCUACCCGAAAUUAUUUUCUUCUUUGAGAAAUCAAGUCCCCUGGACGGGCUCGACAGCUGCAACAGAUGAGUUGGAGAGACGAGACGUGGACGGAAUUCCUCUGGUGGAUGAAGACCUGAGACUAAACUUAAAAGCCUUGCCGUACUGGGCACGUCGUGAAUUUUAUGAUUGGUAUCGGGUGCGCGAUGACCUCUGGGCAUUGAGAUCAAUAUGCGACGCAAAUGGGGUGAAUUGGGGACUGCGGGAUACUUCCCCUGUGCUCCUGCGUCGCUUGCUGGAUAAACACAUAUACUGUUGCAGCCGACUGGAUGAGUCGGGAAAAAUCGACGAGGUGGGAAGCCUGCCUUGGGGGCCCAACAUGAAAGGCAUUAACCCCGCUGUCGUGCUGGCCCGCCGCACUCUGGGCGUCCACAAACCCGUCCACACCCAGCCGGCCGUCAAGACGGAAGGAAUAAAGGAUGACGCACCGAAGGGGUACAAAACGAACGUGAGCACGGACACAGUUAGCGUUGCGGCCGUGCUGCUCGGCCAGACUCCGGUCCUGAGGCCGACGAUCAGUCUAGAAAUGAGAAGGGAAAUGACACCGCUCCAGCAGCAUUUCUCAAGUCGUUCUUUGUGUCAACCACGGAGCAAUUCCUUUCGCACAGGUGUCGACUCCGCCAGUCCGGCGAUAAUGAAGUCGGGCGACUACGCGGGGACGGUCAGUGGCGUGUCCGGGGACGCCGCAGUGCAUACGUUUGUAGAACAAGAAAAGUCGCCCGUCGGGCUCACUCCGGCACCGAAUGAUUCGCGUGUUACGGUAGAAGGUCGUGACGGGCUUUCGGGCAGCGUUGCGGACCAGCCACCGAUAACAGACGACUCCGUACGGAACCCUCUCGUCACAUCUAGUGGUGGCUUGGAGGAUGUGGACGGCGUGGUAUCCGACCAGUGUGUCUUGGACAUGGACUUGGGUAGCAGCCCUGUGGACCGCCUCGCUAAUGCUAUAUUGCGCGAGUACAAAGCAGUGCAAUCGUCAGAGGGGCAGCCUGCAGGGUCGGUGACACCCGACGACGACGGUGAUAUGUUCAGUAUCGGUGAAGACAACCCGAGCGAAGCUGAGCCGAAGCAGUCUGCGACCAAGGUUAGCGACCAAAUCGGCGUGCUUGUGGAAAAACGGGUUGUUGCCCGACUGAAGGAGCUGCGCGCUGAAGCUGCGAUGUCUGAAGAUGAUAUCAUGACCGCCACGGAUGAAUUCCGAAUAGCCUUGCAAAGUGUACGUAAGAGCGAGACACACUCUACUUCUUUCUUUGCAGAGAGUUAUGGAUAA